AUGCUAGUACUUUUUGAGACUGCAGCAGGUUAUGCUUUAUUUCAAGUAUUAAAUGAAGGAAAAUUAGAAACUCCAGAAGAACUUUGGCAAGCAUUCGAAACUCCAGAAAAUGCAGCAAAUAC
Racocetra fulgida is the source of this 122-nucleotide messenger RNA. NCBI's taxonomy places the organism in Eukaryota, Fungi, Glomeromycota, Glomeromycetes, Diversisporales, Gigasporaceae. The record is from the annotation of a GenBank genome assembly.